AUGCCUACCGUGUCGGUGGAUAAAUAUGCUCUCUUCAAAGAGCUUGGGCGGGACUACACUACGGAAGAGUUUGAUGAGCUAUGCUUCGAAUUCGGCAUUGAGCUCGACGAAGAUACCGAAAACCAACCCCGAGCCGAAAAUGAACCCCCGCAACUCAAGAUCGACAUACCUGCCAACAGAUAUGAUCUGCUUUGUUUCGAGGGUAUUGCAUUGAUGCUCAACGUUUUCUUGGGCCGCAAGCCAUUUCCCAAUUAUCGACUAGUGCAACCUGCCAGCGGACAGUUGGAGAAGAUCAUCGUCAAGGAAGAUACAUCCAAAAUAAGACCUUACGUUGCCGGUGCCAUUCUGCGAGGUGUGACUUUUGAUGAGGCGCGAUACCAAUCUUUCAUCGGUCUACAGGACAAGCUGCAUCAAAAUAUUGCCCGUCAGCGGACACUCGUCUCUAUCGGUACGCACGAUUUAGACACCAUCAAAGGCCCGUUCACAUACGAUGCUCUACCACCGAAGGAUAUUCGCUUCACCCCUCUAAACCAGACAAAGGAAAUGAAUGGCGAAGAACUUAUGGCCUUCUACGAUAAAGAUAAGCACCUUGGUCGAUACCUCCACAUCAUCCGGGAUUCGCCUGUGUAUCCUGUGAUCUAUGACUCGAAUCAAACCGUCUGCUCUCUCCCACCUAUCAUCAAUGGAGAUCAUUCGAAGAUUACAUUGAACACAAAGAAUGUCUUCAUUGAGAUUACCGCUCUUGAUAAGACAAAAUUGGAGAUUGUCAACAAGAUUAUGGUCACCAUGUUCUCUCUGUACACUGCCGAACCUUUCACUAUCGAGCCGGUUGAAAUUGUCUCCGAGCACAAUGGCGAGACGAGAGUAACCCCUGAUAUCUCACCGCGCACUACACAGGCCGAGCUCUCGUACAUCAACCAAUGUUGUGACUUGAAUUUGUCCGCAGAGGAGGUGUGUCGCUUGCUGACGAAGAUGGCUUACAAGGCGUGGCCUUCAAAGACAUCCAGCGAUCUCAUUGAUGUCGACAUUCCUCCCACCAGGGCGGAUAUCCUACAUCAAGUGGACAUCAUGGAAGAUGUUGCUAUCGCAUAUGGAUUUAAUGAGCUGCCACGCAGCUUCCCCAGCAAGUCGGGCACUAUCGCUCAGCCUUUGCCAGUUAACAAACUCACGGAUAUUAUACGUAUGGAGGCAGCGAUGGCCGGCUGGUCUGAGGUGUUGCCUCUGAUUUUGUGCUCACAUGACGAGAACUUUGCAUGGCUGAAUCGCAAGGAUGACGGCAACACCGCAGUUAAGCUUGCUAAUCCAAAGACUCUUGAAUUCCAAGUUGUGCGAACCAGCUUGCUUCCGGGUCUAUUGAAGACUCUUAAAGAGAAUAGGAUGCAUAGUGUGCCUAUGAAGAUCUUCGAGGUCAGUGAUGUGGCCUUCAAAGAUUUGUCUCUUGAGCGCAAGAGCCGAAACGAGAGGCAUUUCGCUGCAGCCUGGUACGGCAAGACCAGCGGUUUCGAAGUUGUACAUGGCUUGUUGGAUCGCGUGAUGGCGAUGAUGAAGAGCGCAUUCAUCACUGGCGAGGAAGGUUUGGAGAACGCUGCGGUGAAUGAGUCUCGCUACUGGAUCGAAGAACUAGAUGACCCCACUUACUUCCCUGGUCACGCAGCCUCAGUCCAUGUCAGUAUCGGUGGCAAGGAACAAGUUAUCGGUUCCUUCGGUAUUCUUCACCCAACAGUUUUGGAAAAUUACGAUCUCAAAUUACCUGUCAGCACCAUUGAAUUGAACAUUGAAGCGUUCUUGUAA
Messenger RNA from Talaromyces marneffei, 1791 nucleotides. RefSeq lists its product as uncharacterized. Gene Ontology annotation, biological process: phenylalanyl-tRNA aminoacylation. Gene Ontology annotation, cellular component: phenylalanine-tRNA ligase complex; cytoplasm. The coding region runs from base 1 to 1791 and encodes 596 amino acids. NCBI's taxonomy places the organism in Eukaryota, Fungi, Ascomycota, Eurotiomycetes, Eurotiales, Trichocomaceae. Gene Ontology annotation, molecular function: RNA binding; phenylalanine-tRNA ligase activity; ATP binding. The record is from RefSeq and is a predicted model, not a curated record. The transcript is spliced from 9 exons.